This is a messenger RNA of Opisthorchis viverrini, 3196 nucleotides long. RefSeq lists its product as hypothetical. The transcript has 12 exons. The record is from RefSeq and is a predicted model, not a curated record. Lineage: Eukaryota; Metazoa; Platyhelminthes; Trematoda; Opisthorchiida; Opisthorchiidae. Bases 216 to 2924 code for a protein of 902 amino acids.
CAAUAUCUUACUCUUAUAUUUUCUCAUCUUGUGCAUCAGUUUAUGCCAGAAACCGAUUGUUGUCUCUCGCUCUGAAGCAGACAGCGUGCUCUAGUUCUUAGAGCGCUGCACAGUUCACUGUUGGAUGACCUGCGUCGUUUUUGUGGGUUCGAUUAUUAGCCGCCGGAUUUGGUUAGGCGGACGGAAUUAUUCGAAAAUCUUUUCCUGGAUUCGAAAUGUCAAUUGGCGCAUAUGCGCCUGCAAUGUCAGCCAUUGACCCAAACACUGGCCAGCUGAUCGAGCUUGCAGUCGAUCAGUCUGGGGCGUACGUUAUGCAAGAUGGCUCUACCGUGCUUACCACCUCCCAGCUGCAGCCCACCAUUCAGGGUGGUAAAAGCCUACUGAAACCUGAGUUGGCGCAACACCUUACACAACAUUCCGGCUACAAGGCCCCUGUCGGUCGAGGCGGCUUUAAUCUUGGCACCAAUGACCCCCGUUGGGUGAACGUAAGUACUCCACGGACCACUCGCGGUGUAACCAGAAAGCCAGUUGGACCCACCGUUGGGCACCUCCAACCUGCCGCUUUGGCAAUACCUCAACCCACAGCCUUGGCACCAGCAGCCUCCGGUUUACUGUCUUUAGGCACCAGGUACACACCCUCCUCCGCGUCAGCCUUCGGUGCGAAUGCGUCCGUACCUGCUGGUGGAGCUAUCGUUCCUUCAUCCGGAGCAGCUACAGGGCUCAUGUCCGCGAAUGUUAACAAUAUGGGGCUUGAACGAGACCCCAACUACCGCCUGGCCGCUGCUAUUGCGGGGACCGGGGGGCGUGGACGACCUAGGGGAAGACGCCCACUGAGGGGCCAGUUCCCUGUCGUCCCAAUCGACAUGGUUCGUCAGCUGGGUAUUGAACAACAGGUUAUUCUGCAACCUGCGGCCCCAGUUGCAAUGAGGAACAAAGCAGUUCUUUGUCGUCCUUUGUCAAUGUGUCGCAAGAUACAAGCGACGCCUGUCCAGUUUGAUCAAUCGGCGGAAGAUUCUGCAGCCCUUAUUCGGGCGAGUGACGUUAACGAUACCUUGCUACGGAAACAACAACGCAAACCGGACGCUCAACCAAUAAAGAUUGAGGCUUCUUGUCAAUAUGCAGACGCCUCAGUUUGCACCGAUUUGGCGACCGACAAAACGCAAAAAAGACGGAAGACGCUGGAUUCUGGCACGUGUACCCUGCCGUCCGUUAGUUCAGUCCAUGUGGGCUUACAAACAGAUGAAUCCGGAUUAAAAGAAGCCCACGAACGAAUACAAUACCUCCCGAUCCCGAUUCCUGUUCCCGUACUGGUUCCGACCCCAAUUUGUUGGUUCUCCCAUCCCGUUCCUCUUCUUGUGCCGUUCCCAAUGCCAUGUGUUAUCCCGCUCCCAGUCCUUGCCGGAAAACCCGAUGCAGUUGAUAUAUUGGAAACGGAAUCUCCUUCUCUGUGCGUUGAUGACACAACCAACGAAUUGCCAACCGAGUUGGAUCGUCCUCAGAGCCCCCUCUUAGAAGUUGACGCACAACUGGAAGAAAAGUCAACCGAAUCUGAUAUGUCUGAGAGUGAAUGUGAGACUCCCAACGAAGUAGCUGAGACGGAGACAACCAGGAUCGUGGAAAAGGUCACCGUCCAUCCCACCGAGCGAGGCUUGAAACGUGCCGCCAGCUCGCCCGAACGUGAGGAAGAACCAGAUGGAUCUGAACCCAUUUCCGAAAUUCAAAAUGAAGACCCUUCUUUAUUACAUGCAUCCCCUUCCCUCGAAUUAACCCGAGAGAAUGUCCCAACCACCCUUGUCGCUGAGCCGGUCGCACCUCCAGCGAAAAGGCCACGUCACACGGUUGUUGUUUCUGAUGUAAACUAUCAUCUCAAGUUCUCCUAUGGUAUCAAUGCUUGGCGCCAUUGGGUGCAGCAAAAACUGAAUAGCUCGGGCGGAGUUUCUUCAACACAACAAUAUCCCUAUCUCAAGACAGAACUGCUCAACAUGUCAGAAGCUGAUCUGAACACCACGCUGAGUCAGUUUGUUCGAGAGGUUCGUAAGCCGAACAACGAGUGCUACGUCGCGGACUCCAUCUUCUAUCUGUGUUUAGGGAUACAAGAGUAUUUGAAUGAGAAUGGAUGCACAACAAACCUUUUUGGUGGACCCAUGUUUGCCGACUUCACAAAGGCUUUGGAUGAUAUAUUAGCCAACUUUCAACCCCGGAUCAGUCCCGAAGGUCUACUAAUUUGUCGUAUUGAGGAAGAACACCUAUGGGAGGCGCGACAGUUGGGUUCCCAUUCUCCCGAGAUUCUCCUGUUUACCGUACUGUAUUUGAAUACCAAACACUUUGGGCUGCGUGUUGGUACUAUUCACCGCCAGCUAGCGUUCGCUUACUUCCGAUUUACUGAGGAACGUUCGAAUAACGCUGCUUUACUCUGUCAUUUACCCGGUCAUCUCUUCGGUGGUGGGGGAGAGGCGUCAACAACUCUACGACUUGAUGUCAAUGAGGAUUGCCCUGCGAGGUGUCCCGUCGCACUGUUCCGAAGUUACUUUUCCCACUGGUUGGUCAUCUCUGCUUCCGCCACUCAACUGGACCUGCGACAGCGAUUUUCGAAUAACUCCUCAAGAUUUGAUUGGUCCAUAUCGACUUUGGAUCGGAACAUCGCCCGUACUAAGAAGAAGUUUGGUGUGAACGGAGGUUACAAUGAGGAUUCUUCAAAAAAUGAAGUUGAAACUAACAAGCAGCAACAAAUAACUCCACCACAAGUUCGCAACUCGGACGACAUGUUCUAUUUGAUCCCAUCAUACCGUCUGGGUCAAAGUGAAUACUGGUUUUCCGAUACAGCAAUGGAGUCGGAUGAGUUACAAGUCAUCCUGAACAGGAUCAAAAUGGUAAAAGAAAUACAAGAGGCAUUUAUGAAUGGACAACCAGAUGGUGGCUUCUAGUCGUCAUACACUUUCAUCUCACACCAGCUCUAGAUCACCUUUCCUGCAUGGGCGAUUUUUUUCUACCUUGUUUGUAUGACUUACUCGUCAGCUCUGUACCGCUCGUCAGGGCACGUUGAUGUCUCGCGCCCAAUCUCGCGUGCACUCUGUAUUUUGUGAACCCUCAUUCAUAAAGUUUUGUACAAACUUGAUGCUCUUAUUUGUGCAGCUGCGUCCACUUUUUACAUAUAUACAUAUAUCGUUUAUCACAUCCGAUAAAACAUUCGCCCCAC